AUGCGCUCCUCCUCGUCUCGCACUCUCUGCGACGACUCGAGGCUCGCCUGUCGAUCGUUGAGUGCGGCAAACGCGAUGAGGAUCUUAUCGUCUCGCUUCCCGCUCUCGCGAGCGGGUCCAUCGUUGACGACUGCGGGUGCGGUAGGCGCACGCGCUGGCGAGCCGCGCCCGGGCGUGGCUCGCGGGACACCCCCUGGUGUCUUCGUAGUCGGGUCGGUGGUUGCGGUCAUUGGGCUCAUAACCUGUAGGCAAGAUGCGUGUUGCGAGAAGGAAGCGUUCGGUGAACAAUAA
Peronospora matthiolae is the source of this 291-nucleotide messenger RNA. NCBI's taxonomy places the organism in Eukaryota, Oomycota, Peronosporomycetes, Peronosporales, Peronosporaceae. The record is from the annotation of a GenBank genome assembly.